Molecule: messenger RNA, 216 nt
Organism: Caenorhabditis remanei
Lineage: Eukaryota; Metazoa; Nematoda; Chromadorea; Rhabditida; Rhabditidae
Exons: 3
Coding region: 1-216 (71 amino acids)
Source: RefSeq, a predicted model, not a curated record
AUGGCAGCUGGUAUAAAACUUUGGGCCAUUCCUCUUCUCAAUGUUCUCUAUCUCCCACUCCUCCAAAAUAAGAAAAAUGUGGAAGGACGCACUGAAAGACAACGGAAAGCAAUGGAUUGUUUAAAGGAAAAUGCCCCAGAGAUACCAAUGGCAGAAACCAAACUUGCUUCAAAGACCUCAUUAAAUCUGCUGGUGUCUGGACCCCAAUCAUCUUGA